This is a messenger RNA of Lycium barbarum (goji berry), 1134 nucleotides long. RefSeq lists its product as uncharacterized. NCBI's taxonomy places the organism in Eukaryota, Viridiplantae, Streptophyta, Magnoliopsida, Solanales, Solanaceae. The record is from RefSeq and is a predicted model, not a curated record. The transcript is spliced from 8 exons. Bases 1 to 1134 code for a protein of 377 amino acids.
AUGACUCGAGGAAAAGGUCGAAGUAGCGAAGGUCGUGUAAGAAAGUCCUCACUUAGGGGUGAUUCUGCUCGUCUUGCAAACAUGCCUAGCAUUCCUAUUCCCACCACAAUUAGUGCACAACAAGGUGGUACGAGUUCCAUAGGUGGGCCAGAUCCUAUAAACCAUGUUCAAACUUUAGAUAAGGGUACAUCAAACCAGAGCAACACUAUCAGCGAAGAAGAGUCCAGUAGUCGUCGUAGGCAGCAGACACCUAUAAUUGCUACUCUUACUCCGGCAGGGUUGGAACCUUCUAAAGAAUGCUCUAAUACCAUAUCCGCAUCUUUCAAAAAUCAAAUUGAUCCCAAUGGAAUCAAUUGUAAAGGUGUCUUAGAAGAUACUAGAGAUUUUUAUUUUGGGGAAUUCAAGACAUACUAUUGGGACUCUUCGAUUCCUGAGAGUGUAAUCAGAAAACAUUGGAAUACUAAGGCAGCAACAAAGUAUAAGAAUUUCAUUAGCAAAAUUAAACAGAAAAGGAUUAAGCCGCAUUAUGUGUUUGAUAAUGUGUCGGAACGUUGGUUGCAACUUUGGGUGAAUCCUAAGUGUGUUGAAAAGUCAGAAAUAAAUGCAAAGAAUCGUUGUGGAGGGAAAGAAGUUGCUCUGGGACUCACACAUGUGGCUCUAUCUGCAUUGGGGAGCAUCGCAAGAGACUUGUGGUUUUUGCAGUUCUUGAUUCUGGCCGUUGCAAAGGGUCGAGAUCCAACACCAGGUGAGGUACAUUUGCACGUCUAUACACAUGAUCCUGAUGGAGAAUCUUUUGUUGAUGAGCGUGCCCGAGCUGUCCAUGAAAGAUAUCAAGAAAUAUUAUGGGAAAAAUCACAGUCUCAGUCUGAUAUUGAUCAAUGUGAAGCAUAUUACGAAGCUGCUAGGGGAACAAGGAAGAGAAGAACAUAUGGUCUUGGAUCUCAAGCACAAAGUUAUUAUGGGCCGAAUCUUUGCGCACGUGGAGUGAUUUCUUCACCAUCACAUCAUCCAAAUACUCCUAUCAACAAACCAUCAGUUGUGAUACCCAUUUUGCCUCCUCCUCCUACUGCUAAUGUUGACGAUGUUGAUCCUUUAGAUUCUGAUGAUGAUCGUAGUCCUUCACCCAUGCAUUAG